Messenger RNA from Anopheles cruzii, 962 nucleotides. Its product is annotated as transmembrane protein 138. NCBI's taxonomy places the organism in Eukaryota, Metazoa, Arthropoda, Insecta, Diptera, Culicidae. Bases 137 to 625 code for a protein of 162 amino acids. The record is from RefSeq and is a predicted model, not a curated record. Gene Ontology annotation, cellular component: cilium. The transcript is spliced from 3 exons.
GCCUUCUAAACCAAACUAUAACAAAAAAUAUUCGUCGCCCUGAACCAAGUUUGUUUGCUUGCCAACAUAGUGAGAGAAAACAAGGAAUUUGGUUUUCGUGUCGUUGGGCAAUACCUGAUACCGGGACCAAUGCAAAAUGCUUAAACUUUCUCUGAAACGUUUCGCCAGCGUUUUGUUCUUUCAAUUGCUGUUUCUGUUCGUUGAUUUAGGCAUAAACAGUUUCUCGUAUCUAGCUCGCGGUGGUCAAGUUGGUGCCAUUUUUUUGUUCAUUGCCCAGGAUGUUUGUUUGAUGCUAUCGUUCACUGCUUUUGUUUUUAGUCUGUACUCCACCUACGUUUAUCAAGCCGGAAUGGCAAACUUGUUGUACGAAAAAUUUCGCACCCCGCUCUUCAUUAGCAUGAUGUACUUUUUCCUCAGCAUCGCAUUGCAUCUUUGGCAGGUGCUAGGGCAUUCCAAUGCACCGUACCAGUUUCAGUGGCCGAAGGCUCUUACUGCUCUAUUUAUUAUACAUCGGCUGUUUUCUCCGGUAUAUUACUAUUUGUACAAAAAAUCUGCAUUGAAAAUGAGUGAUCCGCGGUUUUACGAAAAUCUGGACUGGAUUGCACAACAGCUGUCGAUCAAGUAAACAGUAGUGUGAGAAACAACAAACGAAGUGUUGACUAAGGACUCAGAAUUCCAUGAGUUUUAAAAAUUUCUCUUUCUAGUCAGUCAUUUAGUCAGUUCGACGGUGAUACAGUCUCUAGCUCUAGAAUACUGUAGCAAAGUAAACUAAGAGUCUUUAGCCGAAGCCAUACUAUUUCUGCAUUCCGUUAGAGUUUACUCUAGUUACACAUUAACACAAAGUGUUGUAGAAUUACGCCAAAGGGAUCACGAUAGGAAGUUGUUCUCUUGUAUGUGUCACAUAUCAUCAAUAUUUGAAUGAAAAAUAUGUGUAUUUCAGAUUUGCUACUCCUCGUUGAAAU